Lacerta agilis (Sand lizard) is the source of this 2433-nucleotide messenger RNA. RefSeq names its product vomeronasal type-2 receptor 26-like. The transcript has 6 exons. Bases 1 to 2433 code for a protein of 810 amino acids. Gene Ontology annotation, molecular function: G protein-coupled receptor activity. The record is from RefSeq and is a predicted model, not a curated record. Gene Ontology annotation, biological process: G protein-coupled receptor signaling pathway. NCBI's taxonomy places the organism in Eukaryota, Metazoa, Chordata, Lepidosauria, Squamata, Lacertidae. Gene Ontology annotation, cellular component: membrane.
AUGAGUGAACCUUUCACAGUAAACCAAAACUAUUUUCGUUCCGGAAGCUUAACCAUUGCUGCCAUCAUUUCUCAGAUCUACACCUUUUCCAACCCUAUAAACUUCAAUAGACAUCCCUCUCAAGAACUCCUUGACGAUGUCUUCCAUUUUAUUGCUAGUGGGACUUAUCUGGCUUCACUGGAACUCCUCUCCACAUGGGGAAGAUUCAUCCCAAACUAUAAGUGUGAUGUGUGGGGUAAUGUUGUAGCUGUCAUUGGGGGACCUAAUUCAGAUGUGUGUGCUUUCAUGGUAACCAUUCUCCAUAUCUUCAAAAUCCCUCAGGUCGGCUAUGGCUCUGCUCCAGUGAUGAAAGGUCAUGCCCAAGGUGCUUUCUUCCAGAGGAUGUUCCCAAAUGUGGACCGACAGAAUGCAGGGAUUCUACAAUUGCUGUUGUUUUUCAGGUGGACGUGGAUUGGGGUGGUUUUUAUAGAUGAUGACAAUGGGCAGAGUUUUGUACAGACUGUGCUUCCUGAGUUUUCCCAGAGUGGCAUCUGCUUUGAAUUUGUAGAAACUUUACCACCACUCUAUCUCACCAAGGAUGUUGAUGACACAAUGGUUGAGUGGGUUGAAACAUGUAAGAUUAUUAUGGGUAGCACUGCCAACGUCGUGGUUCUACAUGGUGAAAUUCAUACUAUGAUAUUCUUGAGAAUGCUUCCGCGAGUUUUAGAAAUAGAGGAUAUUACAAGGAAGACAAAAGUCUGGGUUAUGACCGCCCAGAUGGAAUUCACAUCAGUUGACUUCCAAAAUACUUGGGACAUAGACAUCAUCCAUGGUGCUUUAUCCAUUGCAGUUCAUGCCAAGGAGGUCUUAGGUUUCCAGAAAUUCCUCCAGAUGAGAAAUCCUUUCUCUGAAAAAGAAGAUGUCUUUCUCAGGAUCUUCUGGGAAAAGGCUUUUAAUUGUUUAUUCCCCCAAAGUGAGGUAGAAUGGGAGGCUGGGGAAAACUGCACGGGGGAGGAGAAGCUGGAGACGCUUCCUGCGUCUGUCUUUGAAAUGAGCCUGACUGGCCACAGCUACAGUGUGUACAAUGCAGUCUUUGCUGUAGCACAUGCUUUGCAAUCCAUGCAGUCAUUCAAAUUGAAACACGCAACAAAGAUGGACGGAGGGAGAGGGGAGCUUCUGAAUCAAGAACCAUGGCAGCUCCAUGACUUCCUUAAAAGGGUCUCCUUUAACAACAGUGCUGGGGAAAAGGUUUCCUUCGAUCAAAAUGGAGAAUUAACAGCUGGAUUUGAUAUUAUCAAUUGGGUAACAUUCCCAAACCACUCCUUUCUUCGAGCCAUACUUGGCAACAUAGAUGUCAUUGCUCCCAAAGAGAAAACGCUGAACAUUUCUUCUAAUGAUAUUGUAUGGCCUACCACAUUUAACCAGGCACAGCCGCUUUCUGUGUGUAAUGAAUUCUGCCAUCCGGGUUCUAGGAAGACUAAGAUGGAAGGGAAACCGUUUUGCUGCUAUGGUUGCGUUUCAUGCCCAGAAGGGAAGAUUUCCAGCCUGACCGAUAUGGCAGACUGUUUACAAUGUCCGAGCGAUCACUAUGCAAACCGUGCGCAGGAUUUAUGUAUUCCAAAAAAUAUAAUCUUCUUGUCUAAUGGAGAACCUUUGGGAAUCAGUAUGGCCAUUUUUGCUCUUUGCUUUUCUUUCAUCACAGCUUUCAUACUGGGAAUCUUCAUUAAGCACAACAAUACCCCCAUAGUCAAAGCCAACAACAGGAACCUCACUUACAGUCUCCUCGUCUCACUCCUGCUCUCCUUUCUCUGUGCUCUGCUAUUCAUAGGCCAACCCAAGGAGGGGACGUGCCUCCUUCGACAAACUUCCUUUGCCACUAUCUUCUCAGUGGCAGUUUCUUGCAUUUUGGCCAAAACUGCCAUAGUGCUUUUAGCCUUCAUGGCCACCAAGCCAGGAUCCAGCCUGAGAAGAUGGGUGGGGAAUAGACUGGCCAUUUCUGUUGUUCUUUUUUGCUCCCUGAUUCAAACCAGUCUGUGUAUGGUGUGGCUGGCAACAUCGCCCCCGUUCCCAGAUGUAGACAUGCACACAAUGGCUAAAGAGAUUGUUCUGGAAUGCAAUGAAGGUUCACUCACCAUGUUCUGCUGUGUCCUGGGCUUCCUGGGCUUCCAGGCCACUGUCAGCUUCAUUGUGGCUUUCCUAGCCAGGAAGUUGCCAGACAGUUUCAAUGAAGCCAAGUUCAUCACAUUCAGUAUGUUGGUCUUCUGCAGUGUUUGGGUGACCUUUGUCCCAGCCUACAUGAGCGCUAAGGGGAAAUACAUGGUGGCUGUGGAAAUCUUCUCCAUCUUGGCCUCCGGUGCUGGAUUACUGGGCUGCAUCUUUUCCCCUAAAUGCUACAUCAUUCUGCUAAAGCCUGAGCUGAACAGCAAGGGGCAGUUAGUAAGAAGAAGAAAAUGA